CGUAAAGCAGAAAAUAACCCUGGACGCUGGAACUGCGGUCAGUCGUGUUGUGCGUCUCAUAGUGCUAACUAGUGAUCAUCAUGGUUCUCGACACAGAAGACUGGGCUGACGAGCUUCCCCCAGAACAGAUCGCCGUUCUACGUAAGGCGUUCGAUGGCUUCGACCACAACCGCUCGGGCAGCAUCCCGUGUGACUUCGUAGCUGACAUUCUGCGGAUGAUGGGGCAGCCCUUCAACAAGAAGAUCCUGGAAGAGCUCAUCGAGGAAGUUGAUGCCGACAAAUCCGGUCGCCUGGAGUUCCCAGAGUUCGUGACGUUGGCCGCCAAGUUCAUCGUGGAGGAGGAUGCCGAGGCCAUGCAGAAGGAGCUGAGGGAAGCCUUCAGAUUAUACGACAAAGAAGGCAAUGGUUACAUUCCCACGUCGAGCCUGCGCGAGAUCCUGCGCGAGUUGGACGAGCAGCUGACGGACGACGAGCUCGACGGCCUCAUACAGGAGAUCGACACCGACGGCAGCGGCACCGUCGACUUCGAUGAAUUCAUGGAGAUGAUGACCGGAGAAUAAACUUUUUCCUAUCUUAUUAUUAUUUUAUACUUUUUUAUGCUUUAAUUUAAGAUUUAUCAUUUAUAUUCUUACACAUCUUGUACAGACUACAUCUUCUGUUGACCUAAAAAGAAGUUACAUUACUGUAAUAUUAAAACACUUAAUUUA
Molecule: messenger RNA, 707 nt
Organism: Aricia agestis (brown argus)
Lineage: Eukaryota; Metazoa; Arthropoda; Insecta; Lepidoptera; Lycaenidae
Product: troponin C, isoallergen Bla g 6.0301-like
Exons: 6
Coding region: 81-560 (159 amino acids)
Molecular function (GO): calcium ion binding; enzyme regulator activity
Source: RefSeq, a predicted model, not a curated record